AUGGUCCGCCUCAAGCACCGGUAUCUACUGGUGAACAUAUUGUAUCCAGAAUUAGAAAAGAACCAAUCGAAGUCAAAGGUUCCAGAUGUAGUGGUCUUCAAUCAGCCGACCUCGAGCAGCCUCACCAAUCAAGUGCUGCUGAGGGGUCUGCGAGCAGCAAUAUCUAGCUUAUUUGGGGACUACGGAUCUGGUGCUGUGUCUGAAUCUCUUAACGGUAAUGUUAAAUACUUGUCUCCUGCGACUUCGACAUUUAUCCUUCGAGUGGCGCGCGCCCAUUACCGAAUCGUCUGGGCUGCGUUGACGCUCAUGAAUUCUGUACCGAUCCAGGAUGGAAAGAAGUGCGUAUUUAGGGUUGUGAGGGUCAGUGGGACAAUCAGGAAAGCCGAAGAGGAGGCAAUUCGAAGGGCAAGAGAAUUGAUCCUGAAAGCACAACGGGAGGCCGAGGACAAAGGAGAAACGGCAUUACAGGGAAUAUUCGGCGCACAGGUUGAUGAGGACUCUUCGAAAGAUAUCCUCAUGGUGGACAGAUCCGAUAGUGAAGGCGACAAUGAUUCGGAUGUAGGAUGA
This is a messenger RNA of Cadophora gregata, 567 nucleotides long. RefSeq lists its product as uncharacterized. The transcript is spliced from 2 exons. Gene Ontology annotation, biological process: tRNA 5'-leader removal. Lineage: Eukaryota; Fungi; Ascomycota; Leotiomycetes; Helotiales; Ploettnerulaceae. Gene Ontology annotation, cellular component: ribonuclease P complex. The coding region runs from base 1 to 567 and encodes 188 amino acids. The record is from RefSeq and is a predicted model, not a curated record. Gene Ontology annotation, molecular function: ribonuclease P RNA binding.